GCCGGUGGUGCACCUUGUCGCUACCGCUGCCCAUCCCGCGCGUUCAACCACCACCACACCACACCACACCGCGCGUUCAGGUUCAGGUGUGCUGUGCUGGGCUGCUCGCUAGCUUGUCUUCUUCCUCGGUCUGGAGAAGAGGGGGGGAAAGCGAAGUCGAGAUCUGCCACCAGUCUGCUCUGGAAAAUUCAUCUCGUCUGGUGUACGGCCACCUGCCUGUACAUGGAUCCACCAGUUCCAGCAGCACUGCAGCAGGGUGAGCGCCGGAGAUAUUUUUAGUUACUGCAGUGUGCAGCGCAGGAACGGAGGAGGCCGGGAGGGGGUCCCCGUCGUCGUCCCACUUCGUCCUUGUCGCGCUUAAUGCGGCCAUUAAACUGACUGCUCGCUGCUCAUCCGUGCUGGCGUGGCGAGCGAGCUCCGGUAAUAAAUGCCAGCGUAUCUGUGCGCAUCGCUGCAGCUGCAGGCAGGACUGCGCCGCUUCAGUGACGUCUGACGACGCCUCACUUGUUCCGUUGUACUCCUAGCUGCAAGGCGGCGUCGGCGGCUGCUACUGCUGCUGCCGAUCAGGGCUUCACACCCCCCUGCUCCUGCAAAGAUUUGAUUGCUUUCGCCGGAUGGCUCCGGCGUCCGCGAUGGAGCUGGAAGCACCGCCCCCGGCGUCAGCAUCGGCGGCGGCGGCCAAGGAGAUCAAGUCGCCGGAGGUGCUGCCGGAGCCAAGCUCGCUGUCGGCGCUGCAGCGGAAGAAGCUGGGCGCGCACUUCCUGGAGAGCGACGAGCGCCGCUUCUCCCGCGGCUGCAGGACGCCGCUGGGCGGAGGCUACGACGAGCCGCCCUCCUCUGCCGCCGGCGCCGGCGGCACCACGCCGGUGAACAUCCGCGGCGAGCCGAUCCGGGACCUGUCGAGGACCGGUGGGUGGGUGGCGGCCUUCUUCAUCUUCGGCAACGAGAUGGCGGAGCGGAUGGCCUACUUCGGCCUCUCCGUCAACAUGGUCAUCUUCAUGUUCAAGGUCAUGCACCGCCCUUUCACCAGCUCCGCCAACGCCGUCAACAACUUCCUCGGCAUCUCCCAGGCGUCCUCCGUGCUGGGCGGGUUCCUCGCCGACGCCUACCUGGGGCGUUACUGGACCAUCGCCAUCUUCACCACCAUGUACCUGCUGGGCCUCAUCGCGCUCACCGUCAGCGCCAGCGUGCCGGCGCUCGUGCCCACGCAGGAGGGGUGCGACAAGCUCGCCAUGCUGCUGGGCGCCUGCGCGCCCGCCGCGCCCUGGCAGAUGGCGUACCUCCAGACGGCGCUCUACGUCACGGCGUUCGGCGCCGCCGGGAUCCGGCCCUGCGUCUCCUCCUUCGGCGCCGACCAGUUCGACGAGCGCAGCGCCGGGUACAAGCGCCGCCUCGACCGCUUCUUCAACCUCUUCUACCUCGCCGUCACGCUCGGCGCCAUCGCCGCAUUCACGGCCGUCGUGUACAUCCAGAUGCAGCACGGCUGGGCCGCGGCGUUCGGCACGCUCGCGCUCGCCAUGGGCGCCUCCAACGCGCUCUUCUUCGUCGGCACGCCGCUCUACCGCCACCGCCUGCCCGGGGGAAGCCCGCUCACCCGGGUGGCGCAGGUGCUCGUCGCCGCCUUCAGGAAGCGGAACGCCGCCUUCGACAGCGGCGACUUCGUCGGCCUCUACGAGGUCGCCGGCGCCAAGUCCGCCAUCCGUGGCAGCGCCAAGAUCGACCACACCGACGACUUCAGGUACGUACGUAUCGUCCGUUGGAUGCGCUGCGCACACAAACGAACGAACGCUCAGGAUUCAGCCACAUCCAUCCAACUGGAAGGUGACCUCGCCGGCGGCGGGGAGGAGGCGGUGAACCCGUGGCGUCUGUGCACGGUGACGCAGGUGGAGGAGGUGAAGAUCCUGCUGCGGCUGCUGCCGGUGCCGGCGUGCACGGUGAUGCUGAGCGUGGUCCUGACCGAGUUCCUGACCCUGUCGGUGCAGCAGGCGUACACGCUCAACACCCGCGUGGCGGCGCUGCACCUGCCGGUGACGUGCAUGCCGGUGUUCCCCUGCCUCGCCAUCUUCCUCAUCCUGGCGCUCUACUACCAGACCUUCGCGCCGCUGGCGCGCCGCCUCACGGGCCACCCGCACGGCGCCUCCCAGCUGCAGCGCGUCGGGCUGGGACUCUUCUUCUCCAUCCUCUCCGUCGCCUGGGCGGGGCUCUUCGAGCGCUACCGCCGAGGCUACGCCGUCCGCCACGGCUACCUCGCGCUCUUCCUCACGCCCAUGCCGGACCUCAGCGCCUACUGGCUGCUCAUCCAGUACUGCCUCAUCGGCGUGGCCGAGGUGUUCUGCCUCGUCGCGCUCCUCGAGUUCCUGUACCAGGAGGCGCCCGACGCCAUGCGCAGCGUCGGCUCCGCCUACGCCGCCGUCGCCGGAGGCCUCGGCUGCUUCGUGGCGUCGGCGAUCAACACCGCCGUGGAUGCCGCGACGCGGAACGACGCCGAGGGGCGGCCGUCGUGGCUGGCGCAGAACAUCAACGUCGGCAGGUUCGACUACCUGUACUGGCUGCUCGCCGUGCUCAGCACCAUCAACCUGCUCGUCUUCGUCUACUUUGCCAAGCGGUACAAGUACAGGGUCAGGGUCGACACGCAGCAGACCACAGUCGUUGUUAAUAAUAAACAGUAGCCGGCCAUUAGCACAAUGAUAAGGAUUUGCUGAGUUUGGUCUCGACCGUGGAUGUGCUGUAACAAAGGAUUACCGGGAAUACCAUAACAUCGAACAUUUUUUGCAAAUACAGCUUAACAGAAACAUAAACAAAAGUUUCCACUGUA
Molecule: messenger RNA, 2815 nt
Organism: Sorghum bicolor (sorghum)
Lineage: Eukaryota; Viridiplantae; Streptophyta; Magnoliopsida; Poales; Poaceae
Product: protein NRT1/ PTR FAMILY 6.1
Exons: 2
Coding region: 615-2669 (684 amino acids)
Biological process (GO): transmembrane transport; oligopeptide transport
Cellular component (GO): membrane
Molecular function (GO): transmembrane transporter activity
Source: RefSeq, a predicted model, not a curated record